UAGUCUAAAGUUUCUUAGAUACUAUAGAGUUCAGAAUUUGAAUCUCUGGGUUUCUUUUGUUUCUCUUUGGAUUGGGAUCCUCGUGUUUAACUUCACCGUUUGAUCUGGAGUGCGUGUACCUUUACAGGCUUGAUUCAUCAAACAGAACCGAGAUCUCUCAGUCGUAGUAUCGCCAGCUGUGAAAAAAAUUGAAAAAUGGAAGAGCCCCCGAAUGAUGGUCCAGGAGCUAAGGUCUCUGUAUUUGAUGAUUCGAUCGAUAAUCAUUUUAGGGCAAUGGAUACAAUUUCUAAGAUUUGUGAAGAGCCCAAGAAUGAUGAUCUUGAUGAAACUGAUAUCCAGAGAUUUUCUUCUUCAAUCACUUUCUUAAGGGAAUGGAGGCAUUUUAACUAUGAACCGAGGGUCAUUAGGUUUGCUAACGAGAAAGAUGUCUUUGGUGGCGUAGAGUUGCCCCAGUUUUCAUCAUCAACCGUUUCCAAGGACGGAGUAUAUGAAAGCAAUGCAUCUGCAGAAUUCUGCAAGGACUUCUUGAUGUAUGUUGGAGGGUCUGUUUGGGCAUUGGAUUGGUGUCCUCGAGUUCAUCAGAAUCCAAAUAAUCUUGUUAAAUGUGAGUUUAUUGCUAUUGCCGCUCAUCCUCCUGAAUCUUAUUAUCAUAAGCUGGGUGCCCCACUUAUUGGUAGAGGCAUGAUUCAAAUAUGGUGUGUGCUAAAUGAUAGGGUAAAUGAGGAAGAAGCUCCUCUGUCAGAGAAAAAGCCAAAACGGAAAUAUCAAAUAACAGAAGCCUUGGACGAGAGCUUGCCAAAGAAGCCUAGAGGACGACCUAGGAAAGAGCAAAUAGAUGAAGCUCAGCCUGAUAAGGUUAAGAGGCUACAAGGCAGACCUAGAAUUAAAUCAAUUACUGAAUCUCCUGGCACUGAUCCGCAUGUGCAGCCUCUAGCUGUUCAGUACCCAGAAGAUUCCAUGCAGCUUGUUUGUGUGGACGAUGUUCCUGGAAAUACAAAAGAAAAUGUGCCAGUUAAGAAUCAUCGUAAAAAACAAAAAGGUCUUAAAAAGGCAGCAUCUACAUCUGUUGAAAGCCCUAAAACUUCUAGGAAGAGUGUAAAAUCGAAAAGUAAGACACAGGAAAAAACCAACAGUGAUGCUAAAAUUCAAAAUGAAGAUUCAGAAUCUUUUUCUGCAAUAAACCAACAAAUUCAUCCUAACUCCGGGCAAGAUGCUACUGCACCAGAUAAUGUUUUAGGUUCUAAUUCAUUCAAGGUCAGCCCGAGUUCUCCUUCAAUUCCAGGGGAUGUUGCACUGCCAAGAGCUGUCCUCUGCUUAGCUCACAACGGAAAAGUUGCUUGGGAUGUAAAAUGGCAGCCAUAUCAUACAAAUGAUUCUAAAUGCAACCAACGGAUGGGCUAUCUGGCUGUCUUACUAGGAAAUGGAUCUUUGGAAGUGUGGGAAGUUCCUCUUCCUAAUAUGAUAAAAAAUAUUUAUUCAUCUUCGCCUAAGCAGGGUACUGACCCUCGCUUUGUAAAACUGGAGCCGGUUUUCAAGUGCUCAAAGUUGAAAUGUGGUGAUAUACAAAGCAUCCCUCAAACAGUUGAGUGGUCAACAUCACCUCCACAUGAUUACUUACUAGCUGGAUGCCAUGAUGGAAUGGUGGCUUUGUGGAAAUUCUCUGCAAGUGGUUCACCUAAAAUUAAUGAUACGAGACCUCUGCUUUGUUUUAGUGCAGAUACAGUUCCAAUUAGAUCAGUUGCAUGGGCCCCAUCAAGUGAUAUGGAGAGCUCAAAUGUUAUUCUUACCGCUGGACAUGGAGGUCUUAAGUUUUGGGACAUACGUGAUCCAUUUCUUCCGUUGUGGGAUGUCCAUCCGGCACCAAAGUUCAUGUAUAGUGUGGAUUGGCCACUAGAGCCAAGAUGUGUUAUGAUAUCCUUUGACGAUGGAACAAUGAGACUUCUCAGCUUAGUUCAUGCAGCAUGUGACGUUCCUGCAACUGGAAAACCUUAUGGGGGGACCAAGCAACAAGGACUGCACCUUUAUAAUUGUUCAUCAUUUGCCAUCUGGAGUGUACAAGUGUCACGGUUAACAGGUAUGGUAGCAUAUUGCGGUGCAGAUGGUACUACAACGUGCUUUCAGCUUAACUCAAAAGCAGUGGAGAAAGAUUUUUCACGAAAUCGAACCCCGCAUUUUGCAUGUGGAUCCUUUACCGAGGAUGAUUCCGCUGUAAUAGUUAACACUCCAUUACCAAAUAUUCCUCUGCCGUUGAAGAAGCCGAAUAAUGAUUGUGUGGAUGAAAAAAGAUCCAUGCGUGCCUUCUUAACCAAGUCAAACCCGGGAAAAAAUGUAAAGGAGAGGAAGACGAUAGAUCCAUCUUCUAAUAAACAAACUUUAGCACUUUGUGAUGGCCGGAAGGCAAUGGCUCCAUCUUCUGAUAAACAAAUUUUAGCACUUCGCGAUGGCAACUAUCCCGGUGUGGAAUCCGAACCCGAGGAAACAUUGGCAACUCUGAAAACCAAAAUGAAACAAAAAUCUAAGAGUGACGGCAAGAAGAAAGCCGACACUGAUCAAGCAUUGGCAGUGAGAACCGAAGAACCAAUGCAAAAAGAGAAAGAACGAACCGGAAAAGAAGCUGAAAGCGGAGUCGAGGCAUUCCCUCCCAAGAUUGUGGCGAUUCAUAGAGUGAGAUGGAACAUGAACAAAGGCAGCGAGAGAUGGUUGUGCUACGGAGGAGCAGCCGGAAUCGUUCGAUGUCAAGAGAUAAACAUUCCGGCAACGCCUAUUCGUAAAGGUAGAGGUAGAGGUAAAGCUAAGUCGAGCAUAGUGUGCAUGCCAUGAAAGUGGAAUUAGUUUAUGAAUAAGCAUAUUGACC
This is a messenger RNA of Hibiscus syriacus, 2854 nucleotides long. RefSeq lists its product as uncharacterized. The record is from RefSeq and is a predicted model, not a curated record. Gene Ontology annotation, molecular function: protein binding. The transcript has 17 exons. NCBI's taxonomy places the organism in Eukaryota, Viridiplantae, Streptophyta, Magnoliopsida, Malvales, Malvaceae. Gene Ontology annotation, biological process: transcription by RNA polymerase III. The coding region runs from base 196 to 2820 and encodes 874 amino acids. Gene Ontology annotation, cellular component: transcription factor TFIIIC complex.